Messenger RNA from Scheffersomyces amazonensis, 1737 nucleotides. Its product is annotated as putative permease. The record is from RefSeq and is a predicted model, not a curated record. Gene Ontology annotation, biological process: transmembrane transport. Gene Ontology annotation, cellular component: membrane. NCBI's taxonomy places the organism in Eukaryota, Fungi, Ascomycota, Pichiomycetes, Serinales, Debaryomycetaceae. Gene Ontology annotation, molecular function: transmembrane transporter activity. Bases 1 to 1737 code for a protein of 578 amino acids. The transcript has a single exon.
AUGGGCUUUGCAAGUAACUUAAAAUGGGGAUUUAUUCCAACAAGACGUGUUCUUGAUGAAGAUGAAAAUGGUAAUUUCACUUAUCCUGAAUUACAGAAGAAUACCGAUGAUAGUAAAGAAAAAAGUUCAUUAGAAAAAAUUUCCACUACUGAAGUUGAUGAAAAAUCGCAUGAAGUGUUUGAGUAUAGAGACGAAAAAGAUAGAAAGUGGUGGAAGUUCUUUGAUGAAUAUGAGUAUAGAGUUACUAAGACAGUUAAGAAUAAAAGAAAAUGGUAUAAAUGGUUCCAUGAUGAUGAUACUGCUGCUGAAAAGAGACUUAUUUUAAAAGUGGAUAUCUUAUUAACUUUUUAUUCAUUAAUGGCUUAUUGGGUUAAAUAUUUAGAUCAAACCAAUUUAACUAAUGCUUAUGUUGGAGGUAUGCAAGAAGCUAUUGGAAUGAAAGGUAAUGAUUUUGUUAAUACUCAAGUUAUGUUUACUGUGGGUAAUGUUAUUUUUCAAAUUCCAUUUAUGUACAUUCUUUAUGCUUACCCAUUAAAUUAUGUUUUACCAUCUUUAGAUCUUUGUUGGUCUAUAUUGACUAUUUGUCUUUAUAGAGUCACUAAUGUUCAAGGUUUAAAAGCUCUUAGAUUCUUUAUUGGUGGUUUUGAAGCUACCAGUUAUAUUGCUUAUCAUAGUUUAUUUGCAUCUUGGUUUAAAGGUAGUACUGGUGAAGUCUCAAGAAGAGCUGGUUUCUAUUAUCUUGGACAAUAUCUUGGAGUUCUUACUUCCGGUUUACUUUCAGGAGCUAUUGAAAGAAAUAUGGGAGGCAUCAAUGGACUUGACGCUUGGCAAUGGAUUUUCAUUAUUGAUGGGAUUAUCUCUGUUAUUGUAGGUAUACUUGGAUUUUAUAUGAUUCCUGGUACUCCACAGGAUUGUUAUAGUAUAUUCUUAACAGAUGCCGAUAUUAGAGUGGCAAGAAAGAGAAUGAUUGCUGAUCAAAAGGAUUUCAAACCAAGAGAAAAUGCUCUUAAAUACUUCUUUGAUGUUAAACUUUUAAAGAAUAUUCUUACUUCAUGGCAAUUACCAGUAUUGGCUCUUUGGAAUAUUUUCUGUUGGAAUAAUACUAAUGGUACUUCUGGUGCUUAUGCCCUUUGGUUAAAAUCAUUAAAGAAUGAUGAAGGUAAGCCCCGUUUUGGUCCAGGAGAAUUACAAGAUUAUACAGCAUUAACACCUGGUUUGGGUCUUAUAUGGUUAAUUAUAACUUGUUCAAUUGCUGAUUUAUUUAAUCUGAGAUGGUUUGCAAUUAUCUUCAGUCAAGUAUUUAAUUUUACAGGAAAUGUAUUACUUGCAGUAUGGUAUAUUCCUGAACGAGCCAAAUGGUUUGCUUGGUGUCUCCAAUAUUGGUCAUGGGCCAUGGCUCCUGUUCUUUAUUCAUGGUUGGGUGAUAUAUCUAGAAAGGAUGUUAGAGAAAGAAAUAUUAUUUUGGUUAUAGUUAAUAUCUUGGCUCAACAAUCUACAGCUUGGAUUGCUGUAUUGGUGUAUCCUACAGUAGAAGCACCCAGAUUCUUAAAGGGAUAUUCAUUUACAGCUACUUCUGCAUUUGCAUUAUCUGUUUGGACAUUUGUUGUAUUAUACUUCUAUAAGAAGGAUGAAAGAGCCAAUGCUAGGGCUAAUGGUAUUAUACUCUAUAAUUCCGCUACGGAUCCUGAUUUUGUACCAUCUGAAGUUGAAGAUGAGACUGAUUUAAAGAGGGAUUAA